This is a messenger RNA of Bemisia tabaci, 3408 nucleotides long. RefSeq lists its product as uncharacterized. Gene Ontology annotation, molecular function: serine-type endopeptidase activity. Lineage: Eukaryota; Metazoa; Arthropoda; Insecta; Hemiptera; Aleyrodidae. The record is from RefSeq and is a predicted model, not a curated record. Gene Ontology annotation, biological process: proteolysis.
UGCCCUCUUCCAAUCAUUGAGGAUUGCCCGCAGAAUCAAUUUGUCACCGGAACACGGAUACAAAUUUUAGGUGGCUGACACAAGGAAUCGCGCACAUUUUCUGUCGAGCGCUGAGAAACGUACCAUGUCCACACACAAACGGACCUAUUCGGCAUCAUGAUUUACGCCACUUCUCAAGGUCACGCAACGCCGCAUCUUCAGACAUGUAUAUUUCUUUUGAUCACUCUGCCGGUUACAAUCAAAGCCAUUUUCCAUCCUGAAUCUCCAUGCCCAACUGUAUUCAACUAUGAAGGAAGAGAGCCGGAGUUUGACAGAUGGUAUGGAGAGGUACAACUCGUCUCAAAUGACAAUUUGGUUGGUGUUGUUCUCAACAUAAACUUCGACCGAGCCACUCACUUGCUUGUGUCUUGGACAGGAGAGGUAACGACUGAGGACAAUAUGAAAUAUACUAUUCUAGAUUUAAAUCAGCGGUUAGUAGCCAAGGUUCCAGUUCUCUCUCGUUUAAUGGUCAAGUUCAAUGGUACUAAGGGUAGCCCACGCAUCAAAACUAUUCGACUAAAUGGAAGACAGAUAUGUCCGCCAGAAGACCCUGUUGUGAAUGAACUCCAGCAAAAGCCGAGGGUAACAACAGACAAAAAUAAUCGCGUAGUAACAAAACGCCCUGAUCCUAAUUUUCCUGACACUUACCCAACGCCGAGUUACUACGACAAGGAUUUCAUGCCCCCUAGCACACCAAGACAUCGAACGACAACAACUGAGAAGUACAUUGACGUAGAGGAAUCUCCAUACAACCAGAAACCUCCUUACCAGUCAUCUUCCAAUAGUGGAAAUAAAAAUAAAGACGUUGCAACAGCAAAUUCGUACGAUAAUUACGACAGUGGUUACAGACCAUCCAACAAUCAAGGUGUAGAAACUGAUAAAGCUUACAGUAGACCAUCAUCUGGGAACUAUGUGCCACCAAAAAAUCCCUCCUAUGAAGUUUCCAACACCAAUAAAAAUAAGCCCAGUCAUUUUGCAGGGGAGGAUGAAACAUCAUAUGCAAGUAAUGUUGAUAGACCGGUUGGACCGUCAGGUUCAAAAAAUCCUUACAGUCAGCAAAGUAACAUUAAUUAUAAUCAACAAUCAAGUGCAUCUAACAGUGGAAGUUACAAUUCACAAAACGGAGGAAACUCAGCAUCGAAUGGACGACCUACAAACAAGAAACCAGUAAAUCAUGGUGGCUACAGUGAUGUAGAUGAAGUCAAUAGCUAUAAUUCUGGGAGCCAAUCGUCAGUCAACAGUAAUAAAAAACCCUUCAUGACCACAAAUCUCAAUAAUUUUAAUGAAGGUAGUAACUACAAUAAUCAAGGUGGUCAGUCCAGUUAUGCUGAAGAAAACUCACGGCCUACAAGUGUCAGUACCGGGAGCAAAAAGCCAGCAGGCAGCAGUGAAGGCUACGAUGGAGACCAUGGUUACAGUGCUGCAAGCCACUCAUCUGUAACCAGUAAUAAAAAACCAUCAUCUACUUCAAAUAACAAAAAUUAUAAUAAAGGUAAUAGUUAUAAUAAUCAAGGUGGUCAGCUAAAUCACCCUGAAGAUGAACCGCGGCCUACAAGUAUUAACACGGGUAACAAAAAACCAUCAGGCAAUGAUUACAAUAAUUUUGAAGGAGAUAAUGGAUACCCUAGUUCCAAUAGUCAGUCUAAUUACAAUGCAAAUAAACCAAAGCAACCUGUCAACCAUAACACAGAGAGUAAUGGAGGUCACCCCUCUGGCUCUUCCGUUGUGAAUCCAUCACGGCCUACACAUAUCGAGCACAUUCCAACAAGCAGCAGCAGCCAAGUAGGUUCUAACAACAACAAUUACAAUAAUGGUGCCAGUAACAAUUUCAACAGCGGCAGUAACUCUGGUUAUAACGGUGAGGGUGCAAGUGGUUAUAAUGGUGGUGCAAGUAACAAUAAUUACAACACUGGAACGAAUGGCUACAACAGUGGAAACAAUAAUAAUUUCAAUGCUGGUAUGGCUCAACCAUAUCAACCAUCAAACACCGGUAACAAUAACUACCCUGCUGGCAUUGACAAAACCGAUAGUUUGAAUCUUGGAGAUGUGCAACCAGCUAAAAGUGAGAAAACUGUCAUCAUUACAUCAAUACACAAAAACACUUAUGUGGUACCAGCUGGAAAUAAAAAGGAUGAGGAGCUUGGCUACAACAGUAAUAGUCCAAAUGAAAACAGUUAUAAUGGCAACUCCAAUCUUAAUAGUGUCACAACACCUAAAUAUGAUGAAUUCAAUCCUGGUUCCAAGCCAUCAGUCAUAAUGAAACCUUCUGGUCAAAAUUCGAACAAACCAAGCAAUGGAAACUCCGGAGGAAGUGGAAAGAAACCUGCUCAAAAUUCUAAACCACAGUCAAAUUCAAACAAGGACGAACCGUGUGGAGUUAUUAGUGCAGAAGCAGCAAACCUAGUCACCCCAUUGGUCACAUACGGCCAAACCACAGCUCGAGGUCAAUGGCCUUGGCAUGUAGCCUUGUAUAAAACGGAUGGAAUAAAUUUGACGUAUAUCUGUGGAGGCUCCCUAAUUGCCAAAAAUAUUGUCGUAACAGCUGCACAUUGUGUCACUAAGAAACCUCUUGACAGACCAGUUGAUGCGAAUACUAUUGUUAUUUAUCUGGGAAAGUAUCAUUUGCAACAGUACAGUGAUGAUGGUGGAAUUCAAAUCAAACAGGUCCUAGAAAUUGUUCCGUUUACAACGUAUAACAGCUCCAAUUAUUUAGGUGAUAUUGCUCUCUUGAAAAUGACAUCUAACAUUGAAUACACAAGUUUUGUCCGGCCAGUUUGUAUGUGGGACCCCAGAGUGUCUGAGCUGUCCUCGGUCAUUGAUAAAGAGGGAACGGUUAUUGGAUGGGGCUAUGAUGAACAUGAUAAGGCAUCAGAGGAGUUGAAAAUGGCGAAAAUGCCUGUGGUCUCGCAAGAAACUUGUAUCUAUAGCAAUCGACCUUUCUUUUCCCAAUUCACAUCGAAUAAAACAUUUUGUGCUGGUUUUCGCAAUGGAACAAGUGUUUGUAAUGGAGAUAGUGGCGGAGGUAUGGUGUUUCCAAGGGGCAACACUUGGCACCUGCGCGGGAUCGUCUCAAUAUCUGUCGCGCACUCAGGACUGAGGAAAUGUGACACCAAACACUACAUUGUGUUCACCGAUGUGGCAAAGUAUUUGGACUGGAUCAAUAAUUAUGUCCAGAAGCAUAGAAGCUGAUCCAUGAGAAGGUACUGUUCCUGAUCCAGAGAGAAGAUGGCGACUUGCAAAGAAUAUUGCGCAGCUUUUCAAUGUCUCAGCUAAAUCAAAGAAUUUUAGAUCUCCGGUACUUAGAAGUUGUGUCUUCCUAUCUGAAUCUCAGAAGUGUUAGAGAUCUAGUCCUUGAAUUGUGUAUCAUUC